CCUCAAAACCUCUGAGGCAUCCUCCCUUUGAUCACAUUGGUCAAACACACAUGGAAACCUCCUCCUAAACUGCAGCCAGAAAUUAACGCCUCCCUGCAAUAAGACUCAACUCCAAAAGAAACUCCUUGCCUUACAGAGAUCUGCAAGCUACUGGCAAUGUUGAGCAGCCGCAUGGCACUACGUCGGCUACAGAGGAUUGCUGUUGCUCCUUUGAGUUUCACCAGUGGUGCAACAACUAAAGUACUGAGGGACAUGUCAACCCUUCCACGGGUUUAUGUUACUAGGCAGAUCCCACCUGAAGGCCUGAAGAUCCUCCAGGAUUCUGGACAGGUGCAGUUUGAACUGUGGGACUCAGAUGACGUCCCUGUGCCGAGGAAAGAGCUGCUUCAGAAAGUGAAAGGUGUGGAUGGUCUCCUCUGCGUGCUGACUGAAAAGAUCGAUGCAGAAUUGUUGGAUGCUGCAGGUUCAAACCUGAAGGUCAUUAGUACUAUGUCAGUGGGGUUUGAUCAUCUAUCUUUGGAGGAGCUGAAGAAAAGAGGAAUCCGUGUAGGUUACACCCCUGAGGUCCUGACAGAUGCAGUUGCAGAGUUAACGGUAGCUCUGCUGCUUGCAACAUCCAGGAGACUCAUAGAGGCAACUCAUGAAGCUAAGACCGGCGGCUGGGGCACAUGGAGAACUCUGUGGCUGUGUGGAUACGAGCUGGCCAACAGCACUGUGGGAAUUCUUGGUCUUGGAAGAAUAGGCGUGGCUAUUGCAGAGCGGCUGGCGCCUUUCAAAGUGAAUAAGUUCAUCUACGCAGAUGUGGGUCCGAGACCUGAGUUGGCCAAGGCCAUCAAUGCUGAAUAUGUCACACUGGAUGAGCUGGCAAAGCAGUCAGAUUUCCUGUUGGUAUGCUGUGCUCUAACACCGGAGACCAAAGAGAUCUGCAACAAGAACCUUUUCUCAAAAAUGAAAAAUACCUCCAUCUUCAUCAACACCAGCAGAGGAGGGGUUGUAAAUCAAGAGGACUUGUAUGAAGCUCUGUCCACUGGGCAGAUAGCUGGAGCUGGAUUAGACGUCACUGUCCCUGAGCCCCUGCCCACCAGCCACCCACUCUUUACUCUCAAAAACUGCGUGAUUCUUCCACACAUUGCAAGUGCGUCCUACAGCACCCGUAACGCCAUGUCUGCCCUGGCAGCGAACAACCUGCUGCUUGGCCUGCGGAGGCAGCCAAUGAUCAAAGAGCUGAAGCUGUGAGGACAGACUUGCUCCACAGGAUCUCAGUUUUGGAGAACUUCAAUUUUUCCAUUGAAAUAUUUCCUCUGUUUUAAACUCAGUUUGUUUUAUUGUAUUCUUCUCUUUUGUGUAAGAAAUAUUUAACUCAAAUGUCAUAAAUCAUGAAACAACACAACCCAGAGUAUGGCUUCCCAUUCGACUACGCAAUUGUCCGCAUAAAUGCACUGGAUCUUUGUUUAUUUACAUCAACUUGGAUCCGUUCUCCUUUAGCUCUCCCAAAGUGGGGAUCGGGACCCCACUUAGGGUUGUGAAUCAAUACGUCUGGAGCCAAAGAGAUCGUGUAACAAAACGCCUUGCAAAGAAUUGUAAACAUAAAUUUCCAGUUUUGUGCAAAGCUAAAAAAAAAACAAGCAGGUUUAAAAUCUUGAUAUUAGAGGGUAUAAAUGCCAGAAAAGCAGUGAAAUGAGUGUGGAUUUAUCUUUCAGUAUCUACAAAAUACAAAUAAUUGCUAAAAUUAGACAAAUACAAAUACUGUGAUGUGAUUAAGAAAGUGGAUGUUUAAACAAAUAAAUAUAAAAAGUCUGUUUCAGAAAUUCAUUGUUUAUUUUUUGAAUCCAAAUGAGACUUUUUCAGGUUUGCUCAGAAUUUCUGGAAUUAGUUCACAUCUGUUGAGUUUAACUGUAGAAUAUUAAAUAAGAAUUUCACAAAGAAAGGCCCAACAGAGCUCCAUUGUUUUAUUCAGUCUGUACAACAAAUCAACAUAUUUUACAACUUUCUCACACCAGAGACAAUGAUUUUAACCACAGCAUUUAAAAUCAUUUAAAAAUAAUUGCUUUCACAUUUAGGAAAACAAACAAUUACUCAGCUUUUAAAGCUGGAGAGCGUAAGGCAUUUACUAUUUAAAUUUGCAAUAUUAAAACUAGAGGAAAUACGGUAAGUGCUUUAUUUUGAAAGCUUAUAAACCAUUAAUUCAACUGCUAGGACAAAAAACCCCACACCAGUAGGAUUAAUAACUAGUGAAAGUAGUUUAGAAGAUCUUCACUUCAUCACCUCUUUAUUUCUUACAAGAACACAUUUUUUUCCCAAGAAUGUGACUGAGUUACAUCAUACAUUUAACCAUCACUUGCCACUUAAAACUCACACACCAAACAGCAACGUCACCACUGGAUUAUAUCUCAGGAACAUUUAAUCUGACAAUUUGUGUUAAUUUCAUUUUUUAAAACAAGGUUUAUCUUCUGUAACAAGGUGCCAAUAUGUCUCAUGAAAUUAAAUAAAAAUGUUUAACUAUACAAGCUGACAGUGUAACAACUUUAUGAUAAGAUGCCGACCAACUUAAAGUCAAUGACCAAUAUCACAAUAUAUCCAGUGAUUAAGAAUAUAGACAGACAGACAGACAGACAUGUUCGUUUUUGUUUUUUUAAUUCACUAAAACAGAACUGUACAAUAAACAGUCUAGUCCAAUGACAUUACUCUUAUUUAAAACCAACAGAAGAAGCCAAACUGAUAUAAAUCAAUCUAUGAUAGUCAGAGUUUUUCUCAGGAAGUUUGUUUCUUUUAAAUUGUUAAUGUAAAUAACAGAAAAUAUAAAAUAUUAGAUCUAAGCAAGUUGGAUGUAAAUGUAUUUUAAAAGAAAUCUAAUGAAGAAAUAUACUUGUCUCAAAAAUAUUAACUGUGAAAUAGUACUUCACUAAUUUAACUUUUGUGGAUGAGUUGACAACCUGUAUAAUUGCCUGCCUGCUGGAAAAUCCCCAGGCCCCAAAAAACAACGUAAUGCUGAACAUUUGGGUAAGAUGCCUAGCAUAAACGUAGUGAUGGAGCAGUUUCCUGUUAAUGAGGUAAACUGAGGCUUUAAACAGUGGCAAUGUAUCCACAAAUCCUUUUUAUAGUUUCUAUGAUGCAAACUCAGAAAGAAAGUGUUGAAGUGAGCAGAGUUUUCUCUGGCUGCUGCUGAGUACUGCUGAUCAGCUGGCUGAAAAGAGAUAGCAACACUUUGUCCUGGCCAACGCAGAAAACAUAACCAGCUGUUAUUAAACAAUCUAAAUAACUCCAGUUAUUACAU
Molecule: messenger RNA, 3274 nt
Organism: Gambusia affinis (western mosquitofish)
Lineage: Eukaryota; Metazoa; Chordata; Actinopteri; Cyprinodontiformes; Poeciliidae
Gene: grhprb
Product: glyoxylate reductase/hydroxypyruvate reductase b
Exons: 9
Coding region: 157-1236 (359 amino acids)
Cellular component (GO): cytosol
Molecular function (GO): glyoxylate reductase (NADPH) activity; hydroxypyruvate reductase (NADH) activity; hydroxypyruvate reductase [NAD(P)H] activity
Source: RefSeq, a predicted model, not a curated record